Messenger RNA from Penicillium oxalicum, 1185 nucleotides. RefSeq lists its product as uncharacterized. The record is from RefSeq and is a predicted model, not a curated record. The transcript has a single exon. Bases 1 to 1185 code for a protein of 394 amino acids. NCBI's taxonomy places the organism in Eukaryota, Fungi, Ascomycota, Eurotiomycetes, Eurotiales, Aspergillaceae.
AUGGCCGACUUUCAAAACUAUCACCGCCCUCAGGGUCACUCUCAAGCCGCUCCAACGGGCUCCCGAAGGCUUCAACGAAACAUCGCUAAUCAGUCCACCUACGCGACGAUGCAGGACUGGAUUCGUGCAUUCCCCCGUCCCCGCCUGAACCGUGUCACGAAGCCUCGAAGUGCGGGCAACAGCCCCUCGGCCGCCACGCGUCGACGCACCACCAUCGGCCAAGGGGUGGGUUCCGGAGUAUCACCUCAGUAUCACCAGUCAUCCUUGGAGGCGGCGUACCUUGCUUCCGCCACCCAGCAAUCUCGCCCGAUCAGCUGGCAUCCUUCGUCGGACAGGUCUCAAGGGCUCGCAACCCCCAGCUGGACGCCCGACUAUCCCUCAGGGAACUGGACAGCCAACGGGUCGAUGGACCAUCAAAUGAACGGACUGCCAACCGAUGGCGUCAGUGCCUACUCGCUUUUCGCUGGAGAGGAUUUGCAAACGGGCUACUUCACCACCUACGGGGGUUAUCAAGAGAAUUGGCCCGCGCAGCCGCCGACUUCAGAGUCGAUGGGCUGGGACGGCUCAAGCUAUUAUGAUUACACCACCAUGAACUCUUCCGCCUUCGAUCCCUGGGCGGUAGAUUUGCUCACGCCGGCGAGCAACAUCCCCCCGGCGGAGACAGCCUGUCCCAGUUACGCUAGCGUGCCAUCUCCCGGCGAGAUCAGCGGCCCCUCAACGCCGGAUUUCCUCCCCAUCCAACAAUUUGAGGACGAGCCGGUCCUGGACAAGAAGCCAAUCGGCCAGCCGGAGGAGGAAGAGCUUGUGGGUAUGGGUCUUUACAGCCAGCCCGGCAGUGCUCAGAACUCCCUGCAACAGGGUGUGCUUGGCAAGGGGCUCAAGCUCGAGGAGACCUUUUCGCCGUCGGAAGAUGGAGAUGAGGACGCCGACGCCGAUGCUGAAAGCGACGAUGAUGAGGAUCACCCCCCAUCUCCUCAGCCACAACAGAGUGUUCCUGAACCCGUCUCCACCUCUUCGCGUUCGGCCUGGGCGGUCCCCAAGCAGACAUCCAAGCACGCGCUCAACCUCCUCCAAAAGUCCUUUUUCUUUGAUCAUGAUGAAUCAGAUCAAAGCCCCCUGACUGCUACACAGCCCUUUGCUACCCACACCCAGCCCUGUAUGACCUAUGGCUAUUCUUGGAUCUGA